This is a messenger RNA of Clupea harengus (Atlantic herring), 1882 nucleotides long. It is a transcript of the gene ca14, whose product is annotated as carbonic anhydrase 14. The record is from RefSeq and is a predicted model, not a curated record. NCBI's taxonomy places the organism in Eukaryota, Metazoa, Chordata, Actinopteri, Clupeiformes, Clupeidae. Gene Ontology annotation, molecular function: carbonate dehydratase activity; zinc ion binding. Gene Ontology annotation, cellular component: plasma membrane.
CUCGCUACCCCCUACCCUCUCUCUCCCUCCCUCCCUCCCUCACUCUCUCCUCCCCUCUCUCUGUCCCUCUCUUUUUUUCCAACUCUCACUGUUUUUUGUUCAGUGACCAGCACCAAAAAUCCUCUGUCACCGGUCUCCCCCACUUCACACACAUCACACACACACUUUUUUUCCCCGUGCUUAUUUCACACCCUGCGUUCAGCUGGACCUUGUCUCCCUCUGCGGCCUGCUGCAGCAUCCUUCACGCUGGAUCUGGGAUGAGUGGACUUCUCACUGGACUUUUGAGGAACUCCGCUAGACAGGGUAGAGUGCUCAGAGCCUGAGGGCUUGCAGGACUCUGUAUGCUGUAGGUUUGGACUCCAGCUACUUUCCAGACUCUCCUUCAGUGUGUGAGUGUGUGUGGGUGUUUGAGUGUGUGUGUGUAUGUGUAUGUGUGUGUGUGCGUGAGAGAAAGAGAGAGAGAGGUCCUUCUGUGACUGCGUAUGGGACUGGAGAGUGAGUAUGGACUUCGGGACCUCAGUGUUGCUGAUCCUGCUGUUUUGGCUGGGCACCGGCAGUUGUGCGGCUGAAAUAGAUUGGACUUACUCAGGUCAAAUGGGUCAGCCGCAGUGGUCAGAGUUCUUCCCUGACUGCGGAGGGUCGGGUCAGUCCCCCAUCAACAUGGACUCUGCCCAGACCAAGUACGAGCCAAGGUUGGCAGUGGUCAGGCCUCUGGGAUACAGCCAGCAUGGCAACGAGCCCUUCACCCUCUCCAACAACGGCCACACGGUGAUAAUGCCUCUACCCAACUGGAUGGGCAUAGGAGGGUUGCCAUGGCAAUUCAGCGCUGUCCAGCUCCACCUGCACUGGGGCAACGGGGGAAGUGUGGCCACAGGGAGUGAACACACCAUCAACGGACGCAGCACUGCAGCCGAGCUCCAUAUAGUCCACUACAACUCGGAGUUGUAUGAGAAUGUUUCCAUGGCGAUGACUCAAAGAGAUGGUCUGGCAGUUCUGGGAAUUCUCAUUGAGGUGGGUGAGGAAACGAACCAGGCAUAUGCCAACAUCAUCAACUACCUGAGCAGAAUAAGGCAUGCAGGGCAGAAAGUCACCAUUCCUGCGUUUGACAUCCAGACCCUGCUGCCAAAGGACCUGCGGAGCUACUACCGCUACAACGGCUCUCUGACCACCCCACCCUGCUACCAGAGCGUCCUCUGGACUGUCUUCCAGGAGACCAUCAAACUGUCCAUGACACAGCUGGUCAAGCUGGAGACUCUCCUGUACACCAGUGAAGAGGGGGACUCCCAGCCUUCAGUGCUCCAGGAUAACUACCGCGCCACCCAGCCUCUCAACCAGAGGGUCGUCCUCGCCUCCUUCCAACACAGAGGAGUCAAAGUUUACACUGCAGGUGAAAUUUCAGCGAUAGUGAUGGGAUCGUUGUGUGGAUGUGUAGGCCUCGCAGUGAUAAUCCGGUUCAUAGUAAAGACCAUACGCUCCACGUCUAGCUGGGACGUCCUCCCCAGUGUCAGGCCAGCGCCCCAGUCCAGAAGUAAAGACAUGGGGAAGGCACUAAAGCAAGACAUGGCUUUAAAGACGACCGCUGAGUCCGGCAAACCGGCAGAGCCCGCUCAGUCGGAACCUUGAACUUUGACCCUUGACAUUAACCACAUCCUUCAUGCUCUGUGCAUGAUCCAGAGCUGACUCUUCCCUCCCUCUUCUGCCUCCUUUCACUUCCUCUUAUCUCUUCAUCCUCCUGUUACCACCACCCCUCCAUUUCUCUCUCGAUUUCUAUCAUUCUUGUCAAUUCCUUCCUGUCAAUAUAUAUAUUCCGCCCACCUCAUCUAUCUAUCUCUCUUCUCUCUCUCUUUACUUUUUCUCUCCCUAUCCCCUUGCCCCCAUAUAC